Ostrinia furnacalis (Asian corn borer) is the source of this 1204-nucleotide messenger RNA. RefSeq names its product methyltransferase-like protein 22. The record is from RefSeq and is a predicted model, not a curated record. The transcript has 6 exons. NCBI's taxonomy places the organism in Eukaryota, Metazoa, Arthropoda, Insecta, Lepidoptera, Crambidae. Bases 326 to 1171 code for a protein of 281 amino acids. Gene Ontology annotation, molecular function: protein methyltransferase activity. Gene Ontology annotation, biological process: protein methylation. Gene Ontology annotation, cellular component: nucleus.
CUGACACAAUAGUGGUUAGAUCUGUAUACAACUGCUUCACCCAACUUGUUUAAUUUGCUUGAACAUAACGUAAAUAAAAUCAUAAUGUUCUCAAUAAAUUACCGUGUCUACGCACAGGAAUGUCCAGCAUCGUCUAGCUCUGGCAGUCACAUACUAGUAAUUCAUUAAUACUGGCAAACACCAGACUAUAGAGAUUUAUUUUAGAAUUUUAAAAUUGGACUCUUUCCAAUUUUUAUAGUUAAGUAUUCCUUCCUCAUCAACAGUCCAGUAAUCAUUUGAAGUCAGUUAACAUCAUUGGUGUUAAAGUGUUAGCAAAAACUACACAAUGCCUGAGCUAACAGUGACUUCAGAAAUUUAUGGAGAAUAUGAUUAUAGAACAAAAAUAACUCCUAGCACUGAAGGAAAUGUGAUAUCAGAAUUCCCUUUUCUCCUGCCUAAAGAAAGAAGUAAACCUACAUUUGACGAUGAUGAUGAUUUAGAUAUGGAAAGACCAGGGAAAGAAGUUAUCAAAAUUGAACACAGUUCCAAAACAAAAAUAGCGUUAGUAGGCCUGCAAGUGUGGAGGGGCGCAUUCCUUCUUGGUGACUUGUUGAUCCACUUGGGCCUCAAUGGUAGACUGGCAGGCAAGACUGUGCUGGAACUAGGAGCAGGCACUGGACUGACCAGUUUGGUUGCUUCAUUGUACGCGAAAAAAGUUAUAUGCACAGACAUCGAUGUCGGAGGUAUACUGGAGCUUAUAAAGCUGAAUGCUAAAUACAAUGCGAAGUUAAUCAAGUCCGAUUUCAAAGUAUUGCCUCUGGACUUCAUGGCGAGCUGGACUCCAGAGUUGACCAACGAGAUUAAACAAACCGACAUAAUCAUAGCUGCAGAUGUAAUAUACGACGACGACGUCACCGCUGCAUUCGUAUCGACGAUACAGAAGGUUCUCAACACGACCCCACCGAAAACGCUAUACGUCGUUCUAGAAAAGAGAUACGUCUUCACGAUAGAACACAUGGACUCGGUGGCGCCCUGCUACGAAACAUUCCUCACUCUCCUAGACAAAAUAAAGACAGACAAUCCGCAUUCCGAAUGGACUGUACAACAGCUACCCAUCGAUUUCCCCAAAUACUUCACGUACGACCGCGUGAAAGAACUAGUUCUAUGGAAAAUAACAUCCAAACCCAUAUAAGACAAUCCUGUGAUAUUAAUAAUAAUAAAUUAU